Molecule: messenger RNA, 1996 nt
Organism: Amaranthus tricolor (Joseph's coat)
Lineage: Eukaryota; Viridiplantae; Streptophyta; Magnoliopsida; Caryophyllales; Amaranthaceae
Exons: 2
Coding region: 1411-1866 (151 amino acids)
Source: RefSeq, a predicted model, not a curated record
UUUGCUCAUUUCACAAAUGAGCAACUAACUAUUUGCGCAUUUGACAAAUGAGCAUCUAUGUUUUUGCUUAUUUGUUAAAUAAGCAACUAAGUAUUUGCUCAUUUGAUAAAUGAGCAACUAACUAUUUGCUCAUUUGCUAAAUGAAUAAAAUAUUGAUUGCUCAUUUUACAAUUGUUCAUUAGAUAAAUUAUCCUGUUGUAGCCUAUUCUUAGCCUCUUAUUAGAGAAUUUUCUUGGUUUUUGUUCAGCCUUAAAAAAGGGAACAGUCUGUAAUAAGUCAAAACACCUAUUUCUGUAAGUGAUUCUAGUUGUAAAAUUACCCUCCAGUUGAGAACUAGUUACAAAAUCAUGCUGACCCCAAAGAAAGGGAAUGUUGUUUAUGGGCACAGAAAAUUAAAUGUGGUAAUCUUUUGUGGCCUAAUGUUAUUACAUAUAACAGUAAGGGUGCUAGGAAAAAGCUUUACCUUCUGGCAGGAGGAUAAAUUGCAGCUUUGGACAAACCUUUCUUAGGGUUGUCUGCAAGGAUUAUCAUCAAUGAAAGAUAAACCAGUCGUAGAAAGUCAUUAAGAAUUUAAGAAACAACCUCCUCCUAUCAGAAAUUGAUUGUUAGAUGCAGAUGAACCCUAUUGGUGAAAGUUCUCUUAUGUUAUUCUAUUAUCCAACGGUUUUAUAUUUCAUCUUAUUUUUCUGAGUUGUUACCCUGCUGGAUUGUGUAGAUGCUCCCCAGACUUUGACUAUCUUGAGAAACUGUGUUACGAGUUGCCUGAGUUCUCUAUUGUUAAUGAACAAGAGAGGGUACUAUGGACAACUAUUGCAAAGGUGAUUUUAGUUAAACAUGUUAAUUUCUUUAUUAUGAUAGGUUGUGAAUGUGUGACAGUGUUAUAGUGCUCAUAGGGAAUGCUUAGCAGCUAUAAGAAUAUUAAGCAUUCGACUUUCAUGCCUCCUCACCCCCCUGCCUUCCCUUUUUAUCCCCUUUGUUGUUUUAAGCAUUAAAUUGACAUCCCUAAACAUGAUAUAUAUGGUUUGUAUCCUAUCACUACACCUCCAAAAAAAAAUAAAAAAAAUCUAUGUGAUAUUUUACUUUUUUUUAUGAUUUUGUAUGAGCAGGAACUCUAUUAAAAAGGAGGCUGCUGCCAAUGUUGGUUCAUCAGGGGCUGCUGCGGAUGUUGGUUCAUCAGGGGCUGCUGCUGAUGUUGGUUCAUCAGGGGCUGUAGUGGCAGGAGAGAAGAUCAGUGAAAAGACCUAGAAACAGAAGAGAAUUAAAUUAGUUGCUACUAAGGGUAAAGGAAAAAAGGUUGAAAAGGGAGUGAAAGAAAAACAGAAUGUGAAGUUUGAGGAUCCUGAUGGUGAAGAUGUUGUUGAUGAAGUGCAAGGAUCAAAAUCUGUUGUUUAUGGGACGUUGCAUAAUAGGAUGUCGUCUUCAUCUGUCUUUAAUGUUUUUAAGAAGUUUUCUGAAGAGCAGUUGAUUGCGAUUAGAGCUACAGGAUUUGGAUCCUUGGAGUUUUUGAAAGUGUCCCAACUGUCUUUGCAGUUGGAUUUUUGGUUGGUCAAGCAUUUUGAUGCUCAGAGUUGUUCCUUGAAUAUUCCUGAUUCCGAACCUUUCAAGAUUACAGAACAACAUGUACAUGAGGUCCUAAGGCUUCCAGUUGGAGGCAUGGAGAUGGAUGCAAAUGUUUUUUCAAAGGAUGAUAAAGUCAUUACCCAAUGGAAAAAACAGUUCAAAAAGAACUCAUUAUCUGUCAACAUUGGGGAGCUUUCAAUGUAUUUGAAGAACCAUAAAUCAGCUGGGCCAAUGUUCAAACGCAAUUUUGUAGUUCUUUGUGUUUCCACUUUAAUGUCAGGAGGACUAAACAACUCAGAUAUUUGACUAGUGUUGACAAAAUCAAGGAUAUAAAUUGGUCGAAAUUUAUCCUUGAUUCUCUUGUGAAAGCGAAGAUGAAAUGGGAUGAGCUUCCUACUCGAUACUUUUUAGGAUCUUUAUUAUUUCUUUUGGUAUU